Molecule: messenger RNA, 189 nt
Organism: Penicillium maclennaniae
Lineage: Eukaryota; Fungi; Ascomycota; Eurotiomycetes; Eurotiales; Aspergillaceae
Exons: 2
Coding region: 1-189 (62 amino acids)
Source: RefSeq, a predicted model, not a curated record
AUGACGGACAAUAUCUCCGAGCUCUUGUUGCCCACCUGGCUCGUUCUCAGAGACCACAAGCCCAUCGAAUAUGACAAAAGUGAAGAUAAUUUGACUCAAAUUAACGAUGAAGAACAAAAAUUUGAGCAGCUAGACGGUAUUACCGGGAAAUGGAGUAUCAUUGUUGGUGAAACACGCAUGACAAAAUGA